CCCCUCCCCACGUUCGGCUGUGUCGCCUGUUCCCGUGCUCUCCAAGGGACGAAACCGAAGACGGCAACGCCAGAGCACACCACAGCAAAGCCAAGCGAGCCGCUUAGGAACCCACGCGCCCAUUGCCUUCCAAGUUCCAACCCUUUCCAUUUUCCGGGCGCGCGCCAACACCUCAUAGCAGCAGGGUCCCCCCCGAGUUAAGCUCAAUUCGAGAGGGAUUGACGCAUCGAGCCCUGCCGAUUGCCGAGCCGCCCGCUCCGCCCAAAUUUGCUUGCCUCCUCGCCGCCACCGCCGCUUGCGAUUGCGAGAGCUCAGCCGUGCGCUUUUGUUGCCUUUUGAGCUGAGUUUUCGUACCGCGUGGUGCGAGGAAGAUGGGGGAGGGGAUCAAGGCGAUGCUGGCGACGCCGAUCCAGCUCGCGGACCAGGUGACGAAGCAGGCCGGGUGGCAGUGCCUCCGGACGGAGUGCACGGACCUGCGGGCGCGCGCCGAGCAGCUCGCGGCGCUGCUGCGGCAGGCGGCUCGGGCCGACCUGUACGAGCGCCCCGCCAAGCGCAUCAUGACGGACACAGUGCAGGCGCUCAACAAGGCCGCGGGCAUGGCCGCCCGGUGCUUCCAGAGCCACUCCCGCCUCCGCAGAUUCUUCACGCUCAACCCGGUGUCCGGGCUCCCGCGCACCCUCGCGAUGCUCGACACCGCGCUCGAGGACGUCGCCUGGCUGAUCCGCCUCUCAUCUCCGCACGCCGACGACGACCUGUGCGGCGGCCUCCCCAACAUCGCGCAGAACGAGCCCGUGCUCGGCAUGAUCUGGAACCACAUCGCGCGGCUCAACACCGGCGGCCUCGCCGCGCGGGCCGACUCGGCCGCCACCCUCGCCUCUCUCGCCCACGACAACCCCCGCUUCGCCAAGUACAUCAUCGAAGAGGACGGCGUCGCGCCCCUCGUCAAGUUGCUCAAGGAAGGCACAGAUGACGGGCAGGAGGCCGCGGCUACGGCGCUCGGGCUUCUCGGCCGAGACGAGGAGAGCGUGGACAAGCUUCUCCACUCCGGUGUGUGCUCCGUCUUCGCCGCCGCGUUGAAGGAGCCGCCGAUGCGCGUGCAGGCCGCGGUCGCCGAGGCCAUCGCGUCGCUUGUGCAACACAGCCAGAGCUGCCAGGACUUGUUCGCGCAGAGCAACGCCGUCCGGCACCUUGUCAGCCACCUCGCCUCCGGAACCAUCCAAGAGCACAGCAGGUACUCUGUCGGUGGGAGCGGCUCCAGGAAUAGCACUCCUCCGCUGGCGGCCAUGACGAACCUUCACUCCAUUGUGCUUGCGAAAUCGCUCAGCGCGCGCCAAGGCGGCUUUGGUUCCUCAGCCCCGAACUCGUCGGAACCUUUGAAUCGAGCAAGACCGAACCAGAUGCAAUCGGUGGUGCAAUCCGCGAUGGCAGCCAACACGACGACGAAUGGAGUCACGCCUCCACCCGGUAGGCCUCAGCCGAGCUCGAACGGUGCGAGCGGCCGAGGAUCCCGCGAGGCCGAGGACCCGGCCACCAAGGCGCGCAUGAAGGCCAUGGCGGCAAAGGCUCUGUGGAUGCUUUCCCGCUGUCAUGUGGGAGUCUGCAAAAGCAAUACAGAGUCUCGCGCGCUCCUCUGCUUCGCCAGGAUCCUCGAGAACGGCGACGGCGGCGCUGGCACGCGCCUGCAGUUCUACUCCGCAAAGGCGAUCAUGGAGAUCGCCCGCGUCGCCGAACACAACCUCGCGCUGCGGCAGUCCGCAUUCAAGCCCAGCUCCCCGGCAGCCAAGGCCGUCGUGGAGCAGCUCCUCCUGAUCGUGCGCAAGGGAGACGACGACGACGACCUGCUGUGCCCGUGCAUCACUUCCCUCGGCUGCUUGUCGCGCACGUUCACCGCGAGCGAGACCCGCGUGAUCGGCCCACUGGUGCAGCUGCUCGACGACCGCGAGAUCCCGGUCACCAAGGAGGCCGUGGUCGCGCUCACCAAGUUCGCCUGCACCGAGAACCACCUGCACGUGAACCACUGCACGGCCAUCGUUGAUGCCGGAGGGGCGCGGCACCUCGUCCAGCUCGUGUACCUCGGAGACGAGCUGCAGAUUGAGGCGCUCAUAUUGCUGUGCUACAUAGCGCUGCAUGUCCCGGAGAGCGAAGAGCUCGCGCAGGCUGGGGUGCUCGCCGUGCUUCUGUGGGCGUCGAAGCAGGCACACAUGGCGCAGGACCUGCGCGUCGAGGCACUGCUGCCGGGCGCCAGGGCUCGGUUGGAUCUCUUCCAGUCCAGGGCAUUCAGGUAACGAUUGCAGCAAUCAGCGGUGGAGAUGAGCUAGUUCGUCGUGCUUUACAAAAAUCAGAUUAGAUUUGUGUCUAUUGUUCUUUGUUAGUCCAAAUUCGAUCAUGUUAGAGUGUACAUAUCACGGUUCUGUUUGUAUCAAAGAAAAUGUUGAGUGAUGUAGUGCCUUAUUCUUAACUCCUAAUGCGCUCA
Messenger RNA from Phragmites australis (common reed), 2473 nucleotides. RefSeq lists its product as uncharacterized. Bases 372 to 2285 code for a protein of 637 amino acids. The transcript has a single exon. Gene Ontology annotation, molecular function: protein binding. The record is from RefSeq and is a predicted model, not a curated record. Lineage: Eukaryota; Viridiplantae; Streptophyta; Magnoliopsida; Poales; Poaceae.